AUGCAGGGCAAAUUAACUGCUUUUUUGAUUCUGAAUUUUUUGACCUUUAAGGCAUUAGCUCAAGGCGAAUUUUACCGGCCAGAGACACCAAUAAAGUGUGGAUCGUCACAAAAAUGUCCUGAAGCUUGGCCUUGCUGUUCACCUUAUGGUCAGUGUGGUACAGGUCCAAUUUGCCUUGGUGGAUGCAAUCCAAGAUUUUCAUACAAUGAAACAAGUUGUGCCCCCAUGCCUGCAUUGGUUCCUCCAAACAAUAUCGAAUAUUUUGCUGGUCCUUUGUCAUAUUUUGAUGGUGAUGAGAAUGAAAAACAGUUGAAAAGCAGAGGAUUCUUGCAUUUCAACAAAUAUUUGAUUUCUGGCGAUGAUGAAGAAGUACAAUUCAUGUUGGACAAUAUUGAUUUCACCUAUAGUGGACCUGUCAAAAUUGAGGAAAAUUCCGGUGAUGUUGUCCUUCAAAUGCCCAAGCGCUCUAGUGGAUGUCUCUUGGCCACCACAAAAUCCUUCCUUUACGGUAAGAGUUCUGUGCGCUUAAAGACAGCCAGAUCCCAAGGCGUGAUCACAUCUGUGGUAGUGAUGUCCGCAGCAGGUGAUGAGAUUGACUUGGAGUUCAGAGGUAGUGAGCUGGACAAAGUGCAAUCCAAUUACUACUAUCGUGGUGAGCUAAUUUAUAACAAGAUGAAAGAAAUCACCGUUUCGUCGGACACCUGGGCGAACUAUCAUGACUACGGGAUUGAUUGGACGGCAGACAGAAUUCACUGGACUGUUGAUGGAGAGAUCGUGAGAACCUUAGAGAAGGAAGAGACUUGGGAUGAAAAUCUAAAGAUUUAUAAAUACCCAGAGACUCCAAUGAGACUCGAGGUAGGACUUUGGCCCGGCGGAUCAGAGAACAAUCAUCCAGGAACUAUUGACUGGGCUGGUGGCCUCAUUGACUGGGAAAAUUCUCCAGACAUGAUCGAAAAUGGUCAGUUCUCAGCUGCCGUCAGAUCCAUGGAAGUGACUCCAUACAGUAAUCGCUAUAUUCCAGCGAUGCAAAGCUGUUUAGAGGAAGAGGACUGUAUCACUUACGAUUAUGUUAAAAAGCCCAAUGAAAUAUUUGACGAGACAUCAUUAGCAUUGUAUUGUGGAUUGGCCCCUAACCUUUCUGGGUGGUCGCAAACCGGUUCCAGCAUUUCCAGAGAUCCGUUUCUGCUAGCUAAAUCCUUUGGUAAGGCCCAAGAUCGGGAGAAGGAAUUUGUUCAAAAUAUGAAUAGUACAGUGACGCAAAAUAUGAAUAAUACAACCACGCAAAAUAUGAAUAAUACGGUGACACAAGCUACUAAUGUCACGACAAGUUACAACGCCACAAAUCAUGGUCCAGAACCUAUCAAAGUGGAAACAUCUGGUCAAUCAAGUCUUUACCAAAGAAAUCCUCUUUUUCAAAUAAAAGGUUCUUGA
Messenger RNA from Torulaspora delbrueckii, 1431 nucleotides. RefSeq names its product putative glycosylase (gene CRR1). Lineage: Eukaryota; Fungi; Ascomycota; Saccharomycetes; Saccharomycetales; Saccharomycetaceae. Bases 1 to 1431 code for a protein of 476 amino acids. Gene Ontology annotation, molecular function: hydrolase activity, hydrolyzing O-glycosyl compounds; glycosyltransferase activity. The record is from RefSeq and is a predicted model, not a curated record. Gene Ontology annotation, biological process: fungal-type cell wall organization; carbohydrate metabolic process. The transcript has a single exon. Gene Ontology annotation, cellular component: fungal-type cell wall.